This is a messenger RNA of Cinclus cinclus, 3460 nucleotides long. RefSeq names its product HAUS augmin like complex subunit 6 (gene HAUS6). Gene Ontology annotation, molecular function: microtubule binding. The record is from RefSeq and is a predicted model, not a curated record. NCBI's taxonomy places the organism in Eukaryota, Metazoa, Chordata, Aves, Passeriformes, Cinclidae. Gene Ontology annotation, biological process: spindle assembly. Gene Ontology annotation, cellular component: mitotic spindle microtubule; HAUS complex.
AUGGCGGGGUCGGUGGCGUCCGCUGCCUGGCCGGUGCCCGAAGCUGCCACGGUCACCAAGUGGAAGAACAAUCACCUCUGGCUCUGUUUAUUGGCCUUGGGCUUCCAGCCGAAAUCCUACCGAGGCGUAAGACUAGGGAGGAAUAUGUUUGCUAAACCAAACAGCGCAGCAUUUUCUGCCGUUGCCUGCUUCUUGUUUACUAAGCUGGAUAAACGCCGAGCAAGACAAACUUUCAGGCUAUCUGGAUUUACUAAACUAUCAAGUCCUAGAUUUAGGAAGCACUGCUGGAUGUGGCUAAGAGAAAUUUCAAAGCUAAAGGAAGUAGGUCUUCCACAAAUUGCACAUUCCUCACUGAUUUGUCCUGCUGGUGCUAAGGCUGUUCACCUGAUUUACUGUUUUGCACGAUACGUGAUGAUUGAGGAGAUGAAAAAGCUCUCUCUAGGCACUGGUAUACCUUUUGCUGAAGCUGUAAUGCGGAGACCUAUGAAUAUGUACAUAACAAAAGCAAGACACAGAGUCGCAUACAAUAAACUGCUUCAAGUUCUUCAAUGGGAAAACUUUGUUUUUGAAUAUAGGGAAAAAGCACAGAUUUUAAUUAGAGAAAUACAACAGGCAAAGUCUGACUAUGAUAUUCUGUGGAUGCAGUCUUGCAGGAUGAAACAAAAUGACCAAAACAAAAAUGACACAACUGAGAGAAUUCAGAAGGUCCGCAGUAUGUGGACACUUACAGUGGAAAUGCUUACAUCUCUGAAAAAGGAAAAGGAAGCUGUGGAUUCUGUCCUUGAAGACUGUUUUAAUCCAUGUAUUUUAGAUGGAACCGAUGUUGUUUUGCGUGUACCACAGUUGUUGAGUUACACAGUUGAAACUAAUAAAUAUGGUUUUUGUACAGGAUAUUUAUAUGAAGAUGGAAAACUGAAUUUCCUAACAGUUAUUCAGUUGCUAAAUGAAGCCCUGAUGACAUUGAGAGAUGAACAUUGUCUGUGUGAAUUAAAAACACUUCACAGAGUUGAGGACUUAGUUGCAUUCUGCAAGAAAGUACAGGAAUUGAACACAAAAAGGUAAUUCAGAAAGCAACAGCAUUGUGAACCAAACCUUGAGUCGAUUUCCAGUGAAGAGGAAAUCUGGGAAUCGAAAUGGAGAAUGGUUCUUGGCCAGAGUCCUUUAAAUUUAGUCUUUAAAGAUGAUCAAGUAACUUCAUCACUCCAGUUGUUUAGUUCUUCAGACGAAGAUGAGGACACUACCUUUUGUCAGUCAUUUUCAGAUGAUUAUGAGUCUUAUGAAGCGUGCCAUGGGAAGAAUGAUGGAACUUUGGAUACCACCAAGGAUACACCAUUAGUAGUCUCAAAAUGUGACUUCGUAUAUCAUGGAGGUUUGUCUGCUUCUAAGGCUGUAGAUAGUGACUUGCUCUCUUCCUUCUUGCGUUGCUCAUCAAUACCGUUGUCAUCAGAAGCAUCUGAAAAUGGAGACCUGUUAAUUGAAAAUAACUUGCAUACUUGUGUGGGAAAUAACAAACCUGUGCCCCCAAAAAUCUUAAAAAAUGGAAAGGAAGAAUUCCCCUCUUCAGAAAUGGAGGAGAAUGCAGGUGAAAAUGUUACCCAGCCAAAGUUUCCUGUGAAAAAAGAUGACCUUCUUGAAAAAGCCAGAGAUGAACUGGCAGAAGAGAUUGCAAAGUCAGUGUGUGAGUCAACUGACAGUGAUGAAGAAAAAGGAAUGGCGUUAGAUGAUCUCAUUAUCUCACUGUCUUUUAACCCAUUUUUAACGGGGAAACAACUGCCCCGAACUCCAGAAAAUCUGCUUACUGAAACUAGAAGUUCAUGGAGAAAAGGUAUUCAGACUGAGGGCUCAUUAGACCUAGAGCUGGCCUCAACUGAAGUGGUGACAGAAGAGUCUUCGAUGAAUGCUCCACCCAGUAUGCAGGAGGAGGUGGACUCUACUUCUGUGUGCUCUGAACAUGCAUCUCCUGUUUCUGACUUGAGUCCUCCUGUAUCACAAAAUAAGUCUCAAUUAAGUUCUACAGAAUCUAGUUCUCAGGAGCAGGUGACCAUAAGUCAUACAUUUGAGUCUUCAGAUUCAAAAACAUCUGGAGUUCAAGAAAAUGAGAGAACUGACUCAGAGGAACUAGAUUGUUCUGCUUGGAGUGGAAGUUCUGUAGAAGAUCUAAGCCAGACUUUGCAAAAUUUAAAUAUGAGCAUGAAUACUCUAGAUACUUGUUUGAAAAGUGGUAGUAGAACAAACAUGCUACCUUCAGACCACUGUCGCAGUUUUCUAAUGAAUGAGAUGCUAUGCCAGAAUGUAUCUACGUUAAAUUUUGUUAGUCAUGAAACUACUGACGUGGAGAUACUGAAUGAGACACUUCCAGAAUAUGAUACUGAUCUCAGCAUAUCUGCAGGCUCAGGCUCCAUUUUUUUUGGAAUGAACAGUGAAAAUUCAAUGGAUGACUCAGAAAAUGAUGAGGAUAUUAAAAAAUUGGACCUAGAUAUACAGUGUCUGUCCAACUCACAUGAAGUGCUAAAAAAGACUGCAUCUGAAAGUGAAGAGGAGCUGCAUCAAACACAUAAUGGAGACAAAUGUGGAAGUUGUAGAGCUGAACUAACUGUGAUACCAGAAGGAGAAGAAAAUUGUGAUGAUCCUUUGAUAGAUAAGACGCCAUUAGCAAGCUCUAAUGAAAGCAAAUAUUCCCUAUCACCUUUGCUGGUAUCCUGUCAACAGAUGGAUGGUAUAUGAAGUCCCAUUAGACUUAGUACAUAAAUUGAAGGAGAAGAACAGUUGUGUUAGAAGCUCGGCAUGAAGGAACCUUCAUCAGGAUGGAAUUUGUAAAGCAGCAGUGUAACUGUAGCAGUACAUUUAUGAUUCACUUGAGCAUGUAGCAUCUUCUUCAAUAAUUGUCUGGAUUGGGAAGUUGCACUCCUUUUGGUGGAGACUGUUCCAGUCUCCUUUUUUAAAAGUGUCACUUGCCUGCUCUGGAACUGCCUAUUUCAUAUCAUCCACUGUGGCUUUCUAUGUACAGCCCAUCAUUUAUAUAAAGAACUAUAUUUUGUUUUUCAAGCAUAUUUUAAACAGUAGAUGUUGAAUAAAUGGCAUAACCCUUGAAAAUGGAAAAAUGAAAUGUCAAAGGAGAAACAGUGAAAUCUGUUAAUUUGCUCCUAAUCCACAUCUUAUACGCCAUCCUAACCCUCAACCCAACAAAUUGAAAUACUACUUGGUGCUCUACAUUCCAUUGCAUUCAUCUCCCUUACUGAGACUUCAGAUAUUGCCAUCAAUUCUACCUGUUGAUAGAUGCUGUUUGCUUUUUCUAAAGUUUGCUGGAGUGCUUAAUUCUUUAGCUGUAUUACCUAAUAAAUGCUUUACACUGAAGUUAUAAAAAUUAAUUGCUUGUGGUAGUGUUAAUGCUGCUUGAUUUUAAUAACUGAUGUGCACUUAUGUUGUGAUGUAAGAGGGAAUGUUAUAAAUGAGUUAAUAU